Molecule: messenger RNA, 451 nt
Organism: Plectropomus leopardus (leopard coralgrouper)
Lineage: Eukaryota; Metazoa; Chordata; Actinopteri; Perciformes; Serranidae
Gene: spink4
Product: serine peptidase inhibitor, Kazal type 4
Molecular function (GO): protein binding
Source: RefSeq, a predicted model, not a curated record
UCACAUUGCCAGAGGUUUCUGUCACUUUUAGUUAUUCAUUCACCGACAUCAUGAUCGGAAGAGCUGUUUUUCUGGGACUCCUGCUCAUCUGUGUGGCUGCAGAAGCCACGGAGAACUCUGGACUCCUGAGAAAGCCCUCCUGCCCUGAUGUGGAGGAGAUAAUGGCGUGCCCUCUGAACCUCGCCCCUGUGUGUGGCAGCGAUGGAAACACCUAUGCCAACGAGUGUACCCUGUGUGUGGAGAGACAAACAACCAAGAUGGACAUUUUGAUUGCCAAAGAGGAGAGCUGCUGAGCUGCACAGAGGAUGAAGUCACCGCUAAGGAUCAGGAUCUGAUUCUGACCCGAUCCGAUCUGAUUCCGAUCUGACUCAUCAUGGAUCGGUAGAAUGACAUGUCCUGAAUGUUUGUGUCAUCGCAAUGAGUAAUAAACGCCUAUCAGCACUAAAAAAAA